Molecule: messenger RNA, 564 nt
Organism: Ostreococcus tauri
Lineage: Eukaryota; Viridiplantae; Chlorophyta; Mamiellophyceae; Mamiellales; Bathycoccaceae
Product: Mitochodrial transcription termination factor-related
Exons: 1
Coding region: 1-564 (187 amino acids)
Source: RefSeq, a predicted model, not a curated record
AUGUCCUUCGCCCCGUCGACGUCCGCGGUGUCGCGAUGCGCGGCGAGAACGAGCGACGCGCGACGACGCACGCGUUCCGCCAAGACGCACCGCGCGCGCGCCACCGCGAACGAGGCCGAGGUUCCCGAGGACGUGCGACCGCACUGGGCGGCGUGUCGAGCGUUUUUACGAACAGCGCUCGCGCUGACGGAUGACGAGGCGGACGUCGCGAUCGCCCGAGCGUACGCGUGGCGCGGACAGACGUACUGGAGAAACGCGAAGGAUAAGGAGACGCCGAACGUGGAUGAUUUACGAGCGCGCGUGGACUUCUUGAACUCGGUGGGCGUCGACGCGGAGGGCGCGUCGGAGGUGGCGAAGAAGCAACCGGAAAUCUUAGGGUGCGACGUCGAGCAAUUGACCUCGGCGGUGGAGCACAUCGAGAAGAAUUACUUUAUGAAGAGGAACACGAAGAAUUUUAAGGCGUACAUCAAGCGCGUGCCGCAGGCGUUGGGGAAUAAUCUCGACUGCGCCGCCGAGGGACUGAACUGCGCCGGGUUGUGUAAUCGCUGUUGGGCGCGGUGCUGA